CAGACAUAUGUGAGGGUGAUACAGAGUGCUUGGAGUCUUGGACAAUGUUGCUUCCGACAGUCUUGAAAUGAUCUCACAUAAAAUGGAUCCGAUCCGAUCGGACCAGAACCCUGUAGAAACUCAACUUAUUGGAUAUCUAAACUUCUUGUGGGUUAUUGGACUUCAUCUCCUACUGAUAUUCUAGCCCUAGUCAACUGGGCCGUCUAACCUCCUGUAUGCAACUGGGCCUCACCUCGGCUCGUUAUUUGAACACUCUGCUGAUCAAGUGGUAAUCACCGGACGGCGCGUCGCACGAGAGGAUAGAGCGAACACACGAAGCAAAUGGCCAAUCUGGUACGGCGUCUAAAGCAAUGGCCGACGUUGCAUCACCAGGGCUGCGCCUGCACGACACCACAUCAUUUUCUCUCCUCACUCUUCCUACCACACACAAAAACCGUGUUUCCUCAUCUCUCGCUAACCGCAGUGCCUUGGGCUCAUCGUAACGUCCAUCACCGAACACGCGGCCUCAGACAGCCCAAUUCGCCAAUACCGUCUGAUCUUGUACAACGCGGUGGCGGCGACUCGGAUCUCGAUGGACGGAAGAGCCGAAACGAGCUUAAACGCGAGGCUCGGCGCGCCGUCCGUUGGGGCAUGGAGCUCGCCUCCUUCUCUACCCCUCAAAUCAAACGUAUCCUCAGAUUGGCCUUGCUUGAGCAAGAGGUGUUGGAAGCUAUAAUGCUAGUGAAGAAAUUAGGGCCUGAUGUGCGAGAAGGAAAGCGAAGGCAGUUCAAUUAUAUUGGUAAACUGCUGAGGGAAGUGCAACCUGAGUUGAUGGAUGAGUUGAUUAAGGCUACAAAAGAUGGUGACCAGAGUAGGCUGCAGGCUUUGUCAGGUUCGAUGGUUAUUGGAGAGGACGGUGAAGAAGCUGAAGAAACUGAAUACGAGGAGGAAGAAGAGGAGGAGGUGUCUGAUGAAUACAUGGACAUAACAACCAGAUGGUUUGAAGGUUUGAUCAAUAAGGACAUUGAAAUCACCAAUGAAGUUUAUUCAGUUCGGAGUGUUGAGUUUGACCGUCAGGAGUUGCGUAAACUUGUCCGGAGAGUUCACUCAAUUCAAGAACGGCAGGUCACUACCGAGGAAAACGAGAGAGAGGUAGAUGCAGCAGCAAUAAUGGCUGCCAGAAAGUCUCUCACCCGUUUCCUUCUUUCACUGGUGAAGCGAAUGGGGAGUGAUUAAUAUGAUUAUAUUCAUUUGUAUCAUUAUUUUGCGCCUUUAAGUAGUUCUUUCUGAAGUACACGACUCUUAGAUGCAGGGUAAUAUUAGAUGCUUGAUGAUAUUGUCAUGAAUGGGCACCCGAGUUUACAAUGGGGUAUACGGUUUUAGGUUAGCGGAUGCCAUAUUGUCGCUACCCGGUGUUAACUAUUGCAAAUUGUUGAGUGAAUUGCCAAAAAUUGGACUGGAGAACCAUAUAUUAUCUGGAGAA
This is a messenger RNA of Alnus glutinosa, 1462 nucleotides long. RefSeq lists its product as uncharacterized. The record is from RefSeq and is a predicted model, not a curated record. The transcript has 6 exons. Bases 322 to 1215 code for a protein of 297 amino acids. Lineage: Eukaryota; Viridiplantae; Streptophyta; Magnoliopsida; Fagales; Betulaceae.